Messenger RNA from Rattus norvegicus (Norway rat), 4720 nucleotides. It is a transcript of the gene Nsun7, whose product is annotated as NOP2/Sun RNA methyltransferase family member 7. The record is from RefSeq and is a predicted model, not a curated record. Lineage: Eukaryota; Metazoa; Chordata; Mammalia; Rodentia; Muridae. Gene Ontology annotation, molecular function: methyltransferase activity; RNA binding.
CCGCACCCGCUCACGCCUCUAGAAGACUUAGAGGAAAUUUCGGUAGCCAGGGUCGAGUACGGACCCAGCUCCUGGCUUCCUGCUGCUGUACCCGCUAGGUUGGCUGCAAGAGCCCGGGGUGGUCGCGAGAAGCGUCCCCUCAGGGACCCAGAGCCUUCUUUGAGGGAUCCCGAGAGCCGAGGGCCGGUCCUGAGCAGUGUCCCCCCGGAGCCCGAAGACGCGCUUGAGGAGGCAGCGUUUCCCUCAGGGACCCGAACGUAGCGGGCGCGGGCGCCGAGCGCUUUCCCCCACGCCCGAACCCCGCGGGUGGUGUGGCUGUACUUGAAUUAAACGGCCUCCGCGGGCGGUCGCCUCCCGGGGCUCCCGAGGGCCUGGUUCUGCCUCCAGCGCCCCAAGUACAGAGGUUGCCGCGUCUUCAGCCCCAGAGCCCCGGGGAAACAUCCCAACCUUAGAGAAGGGCGGAUUCGCGGAGAAGGUGAGACCAUGCUUAAGACUACAAGGAUAGCAAUCUCCCUGGACCACCUGAAUUGAACCUGAAGCUUGAGUUAUUGACAUCAGGGGCAGUUGACAUCAGAGGCAAACAUGUUGGAUCCGAACAGUGCAAUGGACUUUUUUGACCAAGAAAAUAUGGAGGAGCUCUCCCAACUCGCUUCCCUAGAGAUGUCAGGGGAUUUAGUUUCCAAGAGAAAACCUUCAGCUGCGCUAGAAAAAUCUAGCUAUCCAGACUCCGUGUACGUUACGGCGGCAAACAUUUUUCAGGGUAUUCGAAUCCAAAGGCCAGCAGACAAAGUCAUCAUAAAUUACGGGGAUGAACUCUUGCCGUCCUCCUGGACCCAGGCCGAGGAAGAUUCUUUUCAGCGUUUGUCCUAUGAGUUGGCUUUCAGUACCCUGAAGUAUCAAGAUAUUUUGGAAAGUAUAUUAAUAGAUACCGAUAUCUUCUCAAGUACCACAAUCCCAGAUCAGUUGAACAGCCUUAUCAUUGUGAUGCUGUAUGAUUUCCAAGAUAGAAAAUUUCAGCCCCGUGUCCUUCCCAAUGACGCAGUGACCAUACCAGAAGUUCAAGAAGUAGAGAACCUUCUUAACAGCUUUAAGACAAAGUUGGCUGCGGCAUUGGCGAGAUGUCGGAUCAAGCAUGAUGCCCUUUCGAUUUACCAUAUUCUGCCAGAGACAGUUAGGAAACAGGAACAGCGGGCCUCGACUUUGCCUCUGUAUGCUUGGAUAAAUAUUGGUAAAGUAAGCCUUGAAGAAGUUUACGAUGAUCUGAGGAAAAAAGGUUUUGAUAAGGUCAAGUCGAUAGCGUAUCUCAAUGACAAGGUCUUUGCCGUUGAUCAGCAUUGCUUCAAUGUCUUAAUUUUUCCAUCUCAUUUCAAAAGAGAACUUUUAAACAUAGAUCUUAUAAAAGACUAUAAACUCAUUUUCCAGGACAAAUCUCGAAGCCUUGCUGUCCACUCUGUCAAGGCUUUAAUAAACAUGGACGACGAUAUCCUAAUGGUCAACACAGGCUCAUGGUACACAGUUGCCCAUAUGUCCAUCUUAACAAGUGGCAACACCUCGAAAAUAUUUGUAUGUGGAAUAGAAUCGGAAGAGAAGGAUUCUGAUGCGAAGAAACUUUUCACAAAAAUGGGAUGUGAAAAUAUUGAAAUACUUCAUGAAACAUUUCUUAGCAUUGAACCCAAAGAUCAGCGGUUACAGAAUGUUAAGGUCAUUCUGUUGCUACCUCGCUGUUCAAGCCUAGGUGUUAGUAAUCCAGUGGAAUUUAUUUUAAAUGAACACGAAGAUACAAGUUUACUUCAAGAUCUUUCUCAGGGUGGUCUACCAAAAGAUAAACUUCAGAUUUUUGCUCAGCAACAAUUUGAACAGCUAACACAUGCAAUGAAAUUCGCUAAAGCUCAAGCGAUUGUUUACUGUACAUGUUCUGUUUCUGAAGAGGAAAAUGAAGAAGUUGUUAAGAAAGCACUGGAAUUUCAAAGCCCAGCACUUAAACUACAACCUUACAGACUCAGUCCUCCCGUGCUCCCGCUGUGCUCCUUAAAAGAGAUAGAACUGUCUAUGGAUAGGUUUUUCAGAUUGGAGCCAUCUGAUAUUACCAAUGGCUGUUUUCUUUCUAUCUUAACAAGAGAGCGGGACCCAUCCGAGACAGUGUCAGUGAAAGAUGUUCUGGCCCGGGCGGCGGCCAAAGGUCUACUGGAUGGGGUUGAGGUUGGGAAGACACUCAAACGGGACAAGAAAAGGAAAAAAGCAAAAGCCCCACUGCCCAAAGCCCCUCCCCAGGCGGACCUGGCUCACGACCAUUCGUCAGUGACUGGCGCCGAUAACAGCAUCCAAAUGAAAAUCACUGAGUUCCUGCAUCGAGAAAGCAAAGCCAGUGCAGUGAAAACGCCUCUCCCUGCAAAACCCGUGCCUCAAGUGGCUGCCUCCUCCCAGAUCAGAAAGCCCAGCAAGCCUUUAUCGACCCCACUGGUGAGGACCACCAGGCCGUCAGAAAAGGCGGGAAGCUUUGGGAGACCUCGGCCAGAAGGCAAAGGGAUUCCUCUGAAACCGGUUGAAAUCAUUCUGCCUCCAGUGACGUUCCCAUUCUCGAGCCCCCAGGGACCCAGGUUUCAGAUGCCAGGCACCCAUUUUUAUUACCGCUUCAUUGGAUCAAAGGUUGGUGUGCCCAGCCAUCUUACAUCAAUGUCCAGAAGAAAGGAGAAGGCUAAGGAGAGCGUACCUUCCUCCUUCGUCAGGCAUCCUAGACCAUGGCUCUGACUGUGUGGCCCUCGUGACAGGGUGGCUGGGCUUUGUCCACGUUUAGACACUGUUACAUAAGAUACUGGUGCUUUUGGUCACUUAGUACCCUCCAAUGCAAUAGAACAUUUGGAGAGAGAAUGAGGACAGAUGAGGGUAACACUGGAGGGGCUGAGUGAGCAAAGCUAAGGCUUCCUCAGCUCAGCGCUAAUAAGCUCUUUCAGGAAGUCCAGUUGCAGACCAGAUCAGCUGUUAGGCCUUGUCUCACUCUGGGGAGGUUUGAAGUGUGGGCGGAGCAUGGCUGUCUUACCUGAAGGGAACCCAGGAUCCCUGCCAGUAGGCUGACUUGCAGACUUCACUGAGGGGCUUGGUAGAGUCCUGAGAUAAAUGCUGUUCUUUCCAGCCUGCUCCAGCUCUAGCCAGGAAGCCGAGACCAUGCCUUAGCCGGGCAGUUGCUGUAGCUGAAACCUCCUGAAUCCCAGUUGAGGCCUUUUCUGCAAGCAUCCCCCUGCUCCCGAGACAGGGCAUGCCAGGAGGCUCUCUAGUAGACUGACCUUUGAGUGGAGUAGGAAGCACAGGAAACCCCAAGUGCCAGAUGUGCACAGUCCAGAUGUUCAUUCAGAAGAAAAGAAAGGUUUCUGGAGACGCUCCAUAAUCCCGAGCAGACUGAGCAUGACAAUCCCUCCCUUCUGUUUAUGCCAAAUUUUGUUGGAGAAGGGACAGGGAGCACGUUCCCACCUAAGGAUUCUGAGCUGUAGAAUAGAAGUGACAUAUCAUUUAAGGAACUCAGGUUUCUGACUCUGUGCUGAGAUCAGGUGGCACAGCCGAAUCCCACACAGGUCAUUCCAGUGGCACACAGGGAUCUGACCUUGGUGACUCAUUUCUGGUACAUUAUUAGAAUAUACUGUAGCACUGUGCUAAUUACAUCAAACGUCAACUACUCUUAGCGAUACUCACCAUUGCCUAGUAAUACUGACAUGAUUAUCAUUUCUGGGUCCGAUUUUUUUUCAUCAUGGCAACAGAAAUUGUUUGACAUUAAAUAAAGUUAUGAUUACAAUUCUUUUUUUUUUUUAAAUCCAGACACAUUUAGAGUUUGAAUGUAAAGCUCUUAUCCAACUGCAUAGAUUUCUGAGUUCUAAACGCCCCAUUCAGGUAGCAGGACUGCAGUAGACCGGAGUCGGCCUCAGCUCCGGGGGGCCUUUUUGUCUCACUUGAGGUGGGAAGGACAGAGGCUUGAUGGGUUUGGUUUUCAUAGUAGUUUUAUUUUAGCUAACGAUUUAUAUUUUCAUUAAAAUCUGAGUGAAGAAAAUGAGUUUUGUACUUCAAGAGGUUUAUGUUUAUAUUCUGGGGCGUUUUUGCUAGUUGAUUCUUGAAAAGCACAGGACAUAGGAGGCAGACACAAGGGUUCCCAGUUCGUCUAGCCAAGAGCUGCACAGUAGGAUCCUGACUGGGCCCCUGCUCAGCGUGUUCCGGGUACUACUUCCCAUCCCCAGCUUUCUAAACCACAAGCCCGCACUGCUCCUUACCAAGACACGAACCUCGAAUCUCUUUAAAGGAUGUGUCUUGGGGUGCAGCCUAACCUACUACUGUUCAGAGAGGAGCUGCCAUUUCAUCCCAUGGGAGCUCAGGCCAAAAACCUUCACUCUCAUUCUACUUUCUGGGCUAACUCUUUGCUCCGAAGAGGUUCAGGGUAUUUUCUAAUCUCUAGCAGCACAUGGUUCCUGUCACCACUUGGGUAUCUCCUACUAUGUAUGUUGCACUAAAUCAGUCUUCUCUUUGCACAUUCAUGGAGACUCUGCUCUUCUUUAGGACUCUUCUAGGGAGGACAGGAUCAAUAAUUUCCUGAUAAAGUAAGAAGAAAAACAGGAUAAAAGCAACCUAAGAGAACUCUAGUGAAGACCGCUGACCACACUGUUUUAACUGGCAUUUCAACUUCUUGAUCUUCUUAAAGUGUUGGCAAAAUAAAAGAAAUCAUCAAAUGAUAGCAUUCAAA